AUGCCACUCGCCGACGACGACGGCCGCCUCUUCUGGUGCGACGAAUGCCGCCGCGUCGUCCGCAUUCUCUCCUCCCAUAUCUUCUGCCCUUUCUGCUACGGCCGAUUUCUCCACGAUAUCCCGACCGUGGCACCGCCACCGCAACGCUCUGCCCCUCCCACUGUACACCCGGGAGACUACUUCGCCGGGUCCGACAUAGAACCUCUCAUCGAGGAGCUCACCCGGAACGACCGCCCGGGCCUGCCCCCCGCGCCGGCCUCGGCCAUCGCAUCAAUUCCGACCGUUUUCAUAACCGACGACCGUACUUUGCAGUGCCCGGCGUGCAAGGAGGAGUUUGCGGUCGGGGCGGAGGCGCGGGAGAUGCCGUGCGAGCACGUGUUCCACUCCGAAUGCAUCGUGCCGUGGCUCACCGCCCAUAACUCGUGCCCCGUUUGCCGGUUUCAGCUGCCCGGUGAUGGCGGCAGCGGCGGCGGCUCCAACGACGGCCAGAGAGACGCGGGUUUGAAUUCGUGGGCUUGGCGGGAACAUGAUGACUACUGGAUUAGUGGGCCGGCCCACGAUCAUUUCGAUAAUGAUGGUGAUACUAAUAACGAUGUGAUGAUGCUUCUACAUGUCUUUGUUGUUGUUUCGCUCUGUUUUAUUUUCUACUCUUUCUUUGUAUAG
Molecule: messenger RNA, 663 nt
Organism: Ananas comosus (pineapple)
Lineage: Eukaryota; Viridiplantae; Streptophyta; Magnoliopsida; Poales; Bromeliaceae
Product: E3 ubiquitin-protein ligase RING1-like
Exons: 1
Coding region: 1-663 (220 amino acids)
Biological process (GO): protein ubiquitination
Cellular component (GO): cytoplasm
Molecular function (GO): ubiquitin protein ligase activity
Source: RefSeq, a predicted model, not a curated record